Messenger RNA from Neoarthrinium moseri, 864 nucleotides. RefSeq lists its product as uncharacterized. Gene Ontology annotation, biological process: U4 snRNA 3'-end processing; poly(A)-dependent snoRNA 3'-end processing; nuclear mRNA surveillance. Gene Ontology annotation, cellular component: cytoplasmic exosome (RNase complex); nucleolus; nuclear exosome (RNase complex). The coding region runs from base 1 to 864 and encodes 287 amino acids. Lineage: Eukaryota; Fungi; Ascomycota; Sordariomycetes; Amphisphaeriales; Apiosporaceae. The record is from RefSeq and is a predicted model, not a curated record. The transcript is spliced from 2 exons.
AUGGCCGACAGAAGGCGCAUAAAUGGCCCCAUCGGGGCCACAACACCGCCGGUGUACGAGGCUGUCCCCAAACGCCCUGCUGCGAAGCAACAGCCCGCCAUGCGAAAGAUAUUUCUCAAGACCGGCGUCACUCCUUCGGCAUCAGGCUCGGCGUACCUGGAGCUCGAGAACCCGAACCAGACGAGCCCGCAGAAGACGAGCCUAAAGCUAGCAUGUACCGUGCAUGGCCCGCGAGCGCUCCCACGAUCAGCACCCUUCUCCCCCCAUAUCAUUCUUACGACCCACGUCAAGUACGCGCCCUUCGCUACGAGGAAACGGCAUGGUUACCUUCGAGACUCGAGUGAGAGGGACCUGGGCGUACACCUGGAGACGGCCUUGCGAGGAGCAAUCAUAGCAGACCGGUGGCCCAAGAGCGGUGUCGACAUUAUUGUUACCAUCAUCGAGGGGGACCAGGAUCGCGAUGCGCCGCAUAACGAGGACGAUCAGGGCUGGGACAUGAUGAACGUGCUGAGUGGCUGUAUAACCGUGGCCUCGGCGGCAAUCGCGGACGCAGGCAUUGACUGCGUCGACACCGUAGCCGGAGGCGUUGCGGCCUUGGUCUCCAGGGACGACGCUGCACAGCCGGUCAUCGUCGUGGACCCGGUUGUAGCGGAGAAUCAAAAGAUACAUGCAGCCUGUUGUGUUGCGUACUUACCCACAAGGGACGAGGUUACGAAUGUCUGGUUCAAGGGGCAACUACCGGGGGCGGAUAUCCUCCUCUACAACAAGAUGGUAGAGAAGAGUCUGAUAGCCUGCCGCAGUGCGAAUCGGGUUGUCAUUCAGGGCCUCAACGAGACGGUUAAAAAUGUUCAGAAUACUACUUGA